Molecule: messenger RNA, 517 nt
Organism: Thelazia callipaeda (thelaziosis nematode)
Lineage: Eukaryota; Metazoa; Nematoda; Chromadorea; Rhabditida; Thelaziidae
Source: the annotation of a GenBank genome assembly
UCAUCAAGAAACAGUACUACACGUGUUCUUGGAAUCCUAAACUGAAUGAAUAAAUAAAACGCAUUCUUAGGGUACCAAAAAAGGUUGGCGAAUAUCAUUCUUGAUAGCAGCGUGCAUCGAUGUCACAGCUGUAAUCACAUUCAUUCUUUUCGCCAAAGGUGAAUUACAGCAUUGGGCUAAAGAAAAAGAACCACCACAGAGCAUGGGAGACAUCGUUAGACGUCUAUCAUACAUUAUGCGACGAGUAUCAACUAGCAGACGAUCUCAAUCAAGUGUGAAACAUAAACGACUGCGUGAAGAGAAUGAAGCCGAAAUAGGAAGUAACAACUCUGCAAAAAUAAGGGCAGAAGAAGAGAAGUCAGAGUCUAUACAGAUGCGAGUAAUUAAUUACUAUACAAAAGAAGCCAGAAUGUACAACAGUUGGUCUUCUCGACGACCGAAACACGAUGAGAUUAAUGGAGAUCGUUGUUUCGUGAUGAAUGUGCCUUACAGUUAUGCAACUUCUGCAAAACGUUAA